CGACUGAAGAAAGAAAGACAUGAACAUCUUGGAUGACAAGGGGGUGAGUACAUUAUAUGUGAAUUAUUUUUGUUUUGGAAGUGGACUUCUCCUUUAAGUCUGUAUGUAAUUACAUUAAGAGACAGAAAAACUGAGACAGACUAAAUUUAUUAGAACUGCUGCAAAAAGUUCAAGAUGUUUCAACAUGUCCAUCUCAUACAAUCAGUCAUAUACAUUUGGACACUGACAACUUUUUUUUUAUACACAGACCCCCCAUCUUCAGGAGCUAAAUUGGACAAAUAAAUAUAAUCAUAAAUAAAAUCUUAAUUUCUAAUAUUUUGUUAAGAAUCCUUUGCAGGCAAUUACUGCCUUAACUCUGGAAUUCAUGGACAUCACCAGAGACUGGGUUUUCUCUUUUUUGUGAUGCUUUGCCAGGCCUUUACAGGUGAGUUUUAAUUAGGGUUGGAGCUGAACUCUGCAGGGCUGCGGCUACCCAGGACCGGAGUUCGCCACCCCUGGUCCAAUUACUUAUGGUCCCUUGAAAAAGGGGGGGAUGUGCAUAUUAAACAGCUGUAAUUCCUUAACCUUUUCUCCAAUUUUGACUACUCUUAAAUUAAAGCUUGAAUAUGUUUUGGUCAACAGCUAAAAUAAUAAAAAUUGUGUCCAAAUACAUAUGGACCUGACUGUAUUUCCUACCAGCACACUAAAGCAAAAUUAUAAAUAACUGUGUUUAAAGAAUUUUUCUAACAUGCCCACGACUUUUGCUCAGUAAUAUAAUCAUUACCUCAAAAGUUUGGGGUCGGUAAGAUUUCAAAAUGUUUUUGAAAGAAUCCUCUCAUGGCUGAAAUAUAUCCUACAAUGAAAGCAUCAGCAAAUCAACUACAGAAUCCAGAUGACACCAUAGCUGGCCAUUGAGGAUACUUAAUUUUAAGAAAAGGGGGGUACUUUGUAUACUUUUUACCAAAGCAGUUUAAUGAUUUAUAAAAAACCAUGUCACUUUAUAUGGUACAAGUCUGUAUACUGAGUAAAUAAUUAGACAUUUUGGAAUAUAGAAGAAAGGACACAAUGUGAUUACAGACUGGUCAGUUGCUAGUAAUCAUGAGACUUAUAAUUGCUGUUCUGGGUCUAUUUGCCGUGUUCGGUCUUGGAGAAUGUGGGAAUAUUUUAGUUUGGCCUACUAGAGGCAGUCACUGGAUCAAUCUGAAGAUUAUUUUGGAAAAGUUGAUUGACAGGGGACACGAUGUCACAGUGCUGGUGCCGAAUCCCUCUUCCUUUAUGGAUACCAAAGAAUCAGAUCGCUUCUCCUACCAGCACUUCAGCGUCUCCAUGAAUGCGCAGGACAUGCACGACUUCCUUAAGGAGCUUGUUCGUUUCUCAGCAUACGAGUCUGAUCAGUUAAACUUCCUGCAGUAUCAAAUUAAAUUCUACGAGCUUGCUUUCAAACAUCAGGAUAUGGCUUUCUCAUACUGCGAUGGCAUUAUCAAAUCUCCAGAGUUGAUGGACAAAUUGCGGAAUGGAACGUUUGACAUUGUUCUGUCAGAUCCGCACUUCCAAUGCAGCGAUAUUGUGGCUGAAGAGCUGAACGUUCCCUUGGUUUACACUUUCCAUGUCACCAACACUUACAUUGUAGAGCAGAAGUGUGGUCAGAUGCCAUCUCCACCAUCAUUUAUUCCUGGAGCCAUGACUAAACUCACAGACAAGAUGAGCUUUAGAGAGCGAAUCAAAAAUAUACUCUUCUACUGUACUCAAGAUGUCUUUUCCAUUGUGAUGUGGAAAAGAAUGGACAAUUAUUACACUGAGUAUUUUGGACGGCCCACUUCCUAUUGUGAGAUGAUGGGUAAAGCUGAUAUCUGGUUAAUCAGAACCUACUGGGAUUUUGAGUUUCCACGACCAUUCCUGCCCAACAUCAAAUAUGUUGGAGGCCUUCACUGCACCCCAGCCAAACCAUUACCCAAGGACAUGGAGGAGUUUGUACAGAGCUCAGGGGAUGAUGGGAUUGUGGUCUUCAGUCUGGGGUCUAUGAUAGAUAAACUACCCAAAGAGACAAGCAAUAUGAUCGCUUCCGCGCUGGCACGGAUUCCACAGAAGGUUUUAUGGCAAUAUGGUGGAGAGAAGCCAGAUACUCUUGGUGAAAACACCAGAAUCUAUAAGUGGAUCCCUCAGAAUGAUUUAUUGGGUCACCCCAAAACCAGAGCAUUCAUCACUCAUGGAGGCAUUAAUGGCAUAUAUGAGGCCAUUUAUCAUGGCAUUCCAAUGGUCGGGAUCCCCUUGUGUGCUGACCAGCCUGAUAAUUUGGUUCAUAUGAAGGCCAGAGGGGCUGCUGUUGUCAUAGACAACAUUAAAACCAUGCAGCCACAAGACCUGUUGGAUGGAGUCAAUGCCAUCAUUAAUGAUCCCUCGUAUAAAGAAAAUGCUAUGCGUUUGUCCAGGAUUCAUCAUGACAGACCAAUAAAGCCUUUGGAUGAGGCUGUGUUCUGGAUUGAGUUUGUCAUGCGCAAUAAAGGCGCUAAACACCUGCGUGUCGAGGCCCACAACCUUACCUGGUACCAGUACCACUGUCUGGAUGUGUUCGCUUUUCUCAUCACUAUCUUAACUGUAGUCAUCUACGUCGUCUUUAAAAUGUGCAAAUUCUUCAUUAUGCAUUGUUGUUUUAGAUCAAAUAGGAAAAGCAAAAAAGAGUAAUGAAGCCUUUGCUUUGAAUAUUCUGUAUGAUGUAUUAAUUAAUUUCAGAUUAUUUACAUAUUGAAUGUUCAGCUUUUAGUAUGAGCAUAAAUGCUGCAAGUAUGACGUCAAAACCCAGAAGACUAAUUUGCCAUGUUUUCCCUUGAGAUUUUCUUAUGAGGUUUUAUAAUGGGAUUUAUAAAUUUAUAUGUGGCAUACAGUGGUGUUCUGAAAUGAGGCAAAGCUGUCACUCCCUAAAUAUGGGAUGUUUUGUCAGAAAUACAGCAUAUUGAAUUAUCAACUAAGAUGUUCUGGUAGAGUUUGGUUCAAUGCAUAUUCAAACGAAUGAAUCCUUAACUUUAAAAUCAGUAUGAUCAACUUUAUGCCUUUUACAUAGAAAGAUUGGAUU
Labeo rohita (rohu) is the source of this 3049-nucleotide messenger RNA. Its product is annotated as UDP-glucuronosyltransferase 2B15-like. Gene Ontology annotation, molecular function: UDP-glycosyltransferase activity. Bases 1078 to 2661 code for a protein of 527 amino acids. The transcript is spliced from 6 exons. NCBI's taxonomy places the organism in Eukaryota, Metazoa, Chordata, Actinopteri, Cypriniformes, Cyprinidae. The record is from RefSeq and is a predicted model, not a curated record.